Molecule: messenger RNA, 1785 nt
Organism: Chrysochloris asiatica (Cape golden mole)
Lineage: Eukaryota; Metazoa; Chordata; Mammalia; Afrosoricida; Chrysochloridae
Gene: MATCAP2
Product: KIAA0895 ortholog
Exons: 6
Coding region: 274-1530 (418 amino acids)
Source: RefSeq, a predicted model, not a curated record
AAGCUUCACUGGCCCGAGCAAGAACUUGCUAAGACGUCUGUUCUAAAUGCAGAAGACUCAUUGGUCAUUGACAGCAAAAGAAGCGUCUCCCAUUUGCCCUCUGGAGUACUAAAGGACAUUUUUACAACUGGAACCAGUAGCUACAAUGUCCUACUACAGAGUAAAGAGGAGAAAAAGCAUCACUCACAGAAACAGUCUUCCUCUGCUUUCUACAAACGGUCUAGAAAGCCCAUCAAAUCUCCUAGCUCUUCUCAUAGUAAAGAUCGUCACAAGAUGAAAGUCCCAGUGGCUGUGAUGAGCAGCGGUGGCUGGUACUGCCUAGAGAGGCAGCCUGCUGAUGUCACAAGUGCAGUGUCGAGUCCUGUAAAGUUUACCUAUGAUAUCUCUGUUACAGGGAACAACAUAGUGCUGCCACCCAAGCCCAGAAACAAGGUCAAGCAGUGCCAUUUCUCCACUCUACCAAAGCCAAAGCAGCAGCCUCAGCUGUCGAGAAGUUUUGAAAAAGAUGACUUUUCUGGAAAGAAAUUUUGUAUAUUGACUGCUAUAAAGCCCACCAACUUGGAGAAAGAAAAACUCAGAUUCUUCAAGUCUGACUAUACCUACAAUCCUCAGUUUGAAUAUGCUAACCCUGCCCUGCCAAGUGUGUUAGCCAAGCACAGCCAAGCUUCUGACCGAUUCCUUAAGCAGUCCAUCAAUAUUAUGGAACUGACUUUACAGAAAUAUGGAAGUUAUGAAAAAUUUGAACAAGCCACUGGUGGUAGCCUGCUGUCUAAACCUCGAAUCUGGAGUCAUGUUAGGAAGUACAUGAUGAAAGAAGGUUGCCUGGGUGAGAUCGUUGUCCAUCUCACUGAGGACCUGCUUUCCCGCGCUUCAAUGACAGUGGUCAACGGCUGCCCCACUCUGACCAUCAAUGUCUCCACUGCACGUGAGCACUGGCUGGAGGGGAUGCUGAGGCAUGAAAUAGGCACGCACUAUUUCCGAGGUAUUAACAACCUUCAGCAGCCGUGGAACAGUUGGGCUGCGCGUAAAAAACAUGAGCUGAAGCCCAACAACCCCACAGAGGAGGGCUUGGCAAGUAUUCACAGUGUCCUAUUUAGAAAAGACCCCUUUCUAUGGAGAGCUGCCCUCCUCUACUAUACUGUUUAUCGAGCCAGCCAAGUGUCUUUCUGCGAACUCUUCAGAGACAUUGGGAAGUUUGUCAAGGACCCCAACACAAGAUGGGAUUAUUGCGUACGAGCCAAGAGGGGAUGGACUGAUACUUCCCAACCAGGUUGUUUCAGUAAAGACCAGGUUUACUUGGAUGGAAUCCUACAAAUCCUGCGAUACAGAGAGACCAUUGACUUCCAUCUACUGACUGCUCUGGGAAAGGUUUCUUAUGAAGAUGUGGAUCGGUUGAAAGGAUUAGCAGUUACUGAAAGCAUGAGGGUUCCUCACUUUCUUCAAGACCAUGGCCGAUACAUGGAACACUUAGAGAAGAUCAUGGAAGUUAAUGAACUGACUGACAAGGAACUGCAAGACCUUAUAUUCUAGUUUGCAUUCAUGCACACGUAGCUAAGCUAUACCUCUGUGUAUAUUCCCAGUUAGGUGCAGUGAGCACCAGAAGAUUUUAUAAAAGAAGAAUGAUUGUUCACUUGAGUUUUCUGAAGGAUGACCUGCAGUAGUUAGCUAAAUUAUUUAGGUUUUUACUACAAACCUUAAACUAUUUCCAUAGGCUGCAGGACAAGGUUACUAGUAUUUUCUUCUGAAUCCUAAGAGUCAGAGGAAAAUCCUGCUGAUGACUAUUUU